AUGCUUUUUGACAAGAAAUUUGUCUGCUAUCACGCCUGUGAGCUGAUCUGUCAAUGCGCCAAUGCUUCCAGUCACCAACAACCAAUAGUGAUUCCUUUUCUCCUGCAAGGGUUUUUAACCAAUGACCGAUGUAGUUUGGCCUCACUCCUGUCUGAAACUGCAGGUUCUCGGUCUUCUAUGACCUCAUCGCUUGCUUCAUCAACAGAACCAAGUGAAACGUCUUCCUCGGCUUGUUGCAGUCAUGAUCAGAAAAUAAUUCUCCAACCUGAUGUACUCACUUUCCAACCAUGUCCAUUGGGCAAGCUGCAACAGCUCAAAGUUAAAAUAAAAAAUCGGAACGAUGAGCCUGUUAAGAUAACUGUGAAUGGCAUUUGUGAAGAUGACGUCUUUUCUGUGUCAGUGAAGUCGUUUAUGAUAAAUGGCAAGAAAAUGGUGAAACUGCCGAUCGCCUUCAAACCCAUCCUAAAGGGAUUUGCCAACAGACAAAUUUUUUUCUCCUCUGGCACAGAUUCACUCAAAAUGCAGCUUUUUGGAGUUGGGGUUUAA
Messenger RNA from Acanthosepion pharaonis, 546 nucleotides. The record is from the annotation of a GenBank genome assembly. Lineage: Eukaryota; Metazoa; Mollusca; Cephalopoda; Sepiida; Sepiidae.